Molecule: messenger RNA, 3135 nt
Organism: Manacus vitellinus (golden-collared manakin)
Lineage: Eukaryota; Metazoa; Chordata; Aves; Passeriformes; Pipridae
Gene: ST3GAL2
Product: ST3 beta-galactoside alpha-2,3-sialyltransferase 2
Exons: 4
Coding region: 10-528 (172 amino acids)
Molecular function (GO): beta-galactoside (CMP) alpha-2,3-sialyltransferase activity
Source: RefSeq, a predicted model, not a curated record
CUCCCCAGGAUGAACCAGGCCCCCACAGUGGGUUUUGAGGGCGACGUGGGUGGUCGGACCACACACCACUUCAUGUACCCCGAGAGUGCCAAGAACCUGCCCGCCAACGUCAGCUUCGUGCUGGUGCCCUUCAAAACCCUGGACUUGCUCUGGAUUGCCAGUGCCCUCUCCACUGGCCAGAUCAGGUUCACAUACGCGCCUGUGAAGCCUUUUCUGCGUGUGGACAAAGAAAAGGUACAGAUCUACAAUCCUGCCUUCUUCAAGUACAUCCACGACCGCUGGACGGAGCACCACGGGCGCUAUCCCUCCACUGGCAUGCUGGUGCUCUUCUUCGCCCUCCACGUCUGCGACGAGGUGAACGUCUUUGGGUUCGGCGCUGACAGCCGGGGGAACUGGCACCACUACUGGGAGAACAACCGCUACGCGGGGGAGUUCAGGAAGACGGGGGUGCACGAUGCCGACUUCGAGGCGCACAUCAUCGACAUGCUGGCCAAAACCAGCAAGAUCGAGGUUUACCGGGGCAACUGAGGGCUGUGCCGCCCCCGGCUCCCUGCUCUGCCGGGUCCUGCUGCCUGCGGGGCAGAGGGUGAGGGGCUCCCUGGUGGCCUCGGGUGACGAACACCAGUCGGGCAGCGCCGGUUCCGCGCCGCUGACAGAGCCACCCCGGCGAUAUUUGGUGCCUCCAGCAGCCAAUCAGGUUCAGUAGCUAAAGGAGACUUUUUGCUUUUUUUUUUUAAUAAUUAUUAUUAUUAUUAAGAAACCCAGCUGAGAAAGGAUUUAUAAACACAAUCAGCGACUGACCAGGCGGCGGGGGCGGCCGCCUCACAUCUCUACAGUCAAACCAAAUGCUGCUCUUUUUAAAACAAGACAACCCCCACCCCGAAGCUGGGUGACUUUGGGGAACCCCUCGAGCACCAGCGUCUGGGCCGAGGGAGCCGUGGCGGCUGCGCAGCCUCACCAGUGGAACCGGCUGCUGCUUUUUUCCUCUAUUUUGGGUUUUUGUUGUUUUUUGGGUUUUUUUCCCACCUGGGGCAGCUGAUGCCUCGUUUCUCCGGAGAAGGCUCCCAGCAGAGGCAGGUCCCAGCACAUGGAUCCGUGGGGAGCUGGCAGCUGCAGGAAGCUGACCAUUGCCGAUGCUCCACUGCAGGCUGGUGAUCACUGGCACAGCCGGGCUGGGAGAUGAAGAGGAACCCUGACUUCAACACCCAGGAUCUCUGCUCCUCUACCCGAGGACUGAGGAAGGAUAUGACAGAUUUUGGGAGCGACUGUGCAGGAGGCAGCUCAGAAACCCCCAGGAGCAGCAGCCCAGUCCCUCUGGCUGGCCUCUGUGGGCGGUUGCAGGAUUCACAAGGCUGUGGGAUGCAGCAGGGUCAAGGAGACAGGAUUUCCUUCGCUUUCAGGCUGGGAAAAAACAGAUUAGAGAUAGCUUUAGAGGGUGAUUGAACCGUGCUUUUGCUUUUGUGUUGCUCUAAAGAGCUCUUGUGAGAAGCUGAAAUCCCAAAGUCUGCUCCAUUUGCGAGGGUGGCACUUGGUUUAGACCAGUCUGAUACAGCUGGUGCCCUCAGGGUCCCCAGGGCUUCCCAGGCUGGACAGGCAUGAGACAGGGAGAUGCUGAAGGAAACUGCCUCCCCAGAGGUGUCAUUAAAACCACUUUUCUUUGGGUCAAUCAGAUGGGUGGGGGUGGUUUUUUUUUGGUUUGUGGUUUGUUGUUUUUGUUUUUUUUAGGAGGUGCUGGAAAGCUCAAGAAAAAGGCAAUCAUGGAAAAGGUCCCCCAGAGAGGGACCCUCCACCUGUGCAGCCGGUGCCAAGAGUGGGGUGGGGGCUGUGGGGUUGUGCCCAGCUGGGGAAGCCCUGCCCACACUGCCUGGUUGCAAUAGUUGUUUGAGGAACAAUCACCACAGGGUGUUUUUGGGCUUUGAGGAUUUUUACCCUUUUGUGUCUGGCUUUUCUGUAGCAGCCUCUUACCUGUUUCUCUGCUUCAGUUUGGUUGUUUUUCAGGGUUUUCUUCUCUUUUUUUCUUUGAGGUUUCUCUCUGCAAUUGUCAAACACUAGGGUGUGGGUUGGUCACCUGGAGCAGGCACUCAGGAGCCCCUGGGCUGGGGAAAUUCAGCUUUUCUGCCCGCAGGGCUUUAAACCCUUGAAUUUUGUGGUGGGUUUUGGUGGGUGUGGAGCUGCCCCAGCGCUGGCAGCCCCGAGCCCCGGGGCACAGAGGCAGGUGGCAGCGAGCCCUGCUCUCCACCUUCCCGGGUGGCUUUUUAGUUUUUGUUUUGUCUGGUUUUUUACGGGGAAGAAAAGUAAAAACCACAAAACCACAAGCAACAACGAGUGCCUUGACCAUCUCCCAUCGGCCAUGCCAGGCUGUGCCUGCUCCCGUGCCGGCAGCAGGGACUUGGCCAAUGUAUCUGGCAGUCGUACCCACCUCCGUCCUCGCACCAGGCUGGAUCUUAGUUGGGAAGAGAGGGACACAUCCAGGCCACUAUACUGGUGGCUAGAAAGGCCAAAUCUAAUGUGAUGAGGCCAGACCAGCUCCUGUUGGAGCUGAGCAGGGCCCGGCCUGACAAUCACAGGGCAAGUGGAGGCGCCGGGUGCCAAGCCCGGGUACCAAACCCUGCAGCAGCACAGUGCUGGCACCUGGCGAAGGGCGUGUUCACAGCUCGGGGCUGCCCUGGCAGUAGUUAGUUUUUUUUUUUUUGCUAACUUCCUUCCCCUACCCCCUCUUUUCUUUUUUGUUGUUGUUUUAAUUAUUAUAUUAUUAUGAUUUAUUUAAGCUGUCCCACUAGGACUGGCGAGCACUCGCGUUCCGCGGGCAGGGCCGCAGGCAGGAGCACGCGCGGCCGGCGCACCACUGUACUGUACAUAGAGGAGAUGUAGGCAGAGGCUACGGGCAGGGGGGCAGGCAGGGAGGGGGUGCCCAGGCUUGCCCACCUGGCAAAGGUUAGUCUGCAUCACACGGUGCCUGAUCCGAGCACCCGUCACCUCCCGCCCCGCCGGGACCGGGAGAGACCAGUGCUCUGACCCGGGGCUGGGAGCAGGCAGGCAGCUCAGCCCGUAGCCUCUGUGUACAUGGGUACUUCUGCACACAACUGUCUUAAAACAACUGUUUUUUUUAAAGGACAAUAAAAACCAUGCAUCAAA